Eurypyga helias (sunbittern) is the source of this 514-nucleotide messenger RNA. RefSeq names its product mitochondrial ribosome-associated GTPase 1 (gene MTG1). Gene Ontology annotation, cellular component: mitochondrion. The record is from RefSeq and is a predicted model, not a curated record. The annotation marks the transcript as partial. The transcript has 7 exons. NCBI's taxonomy places the organism in Eukaryota, Metazoa, Chordata, Aves, Eurypygiformes, Eurypygidae. Gene Ontology annotation, molecular function: GTP binding; GTPase activity.
AUUGUUCCGUUGGUCGCCAAGCUGGUGGGCAGCAGCCCGCGCUACCACAGGGCCGAGAGCACCGAGUACAGCAUCCUGGUGAUUGGUGUGCCCAAUGUGGGCAAGUCAUCUCUCAUCAACUCCCUGCGGAGGCUGCACCUCAAAAAGGGGAAAGCCACCGCAGUGGGUGGCGAGCCAGGCAUCACCAAGGCGGUGCUGACCAGAAUCCAGGUCUCCGAGAAUCCCUUGAUGUACCUGGUGGACACGCCUGGCGUGCUGCCCCCCAAGCUGGGGGACGUGGAGACGGGCAUGAAGCUGGCGCUGUGUGGAGCCAUCCGUGACCACCUGGUGGGGGAGGAUAUCAUGGCCGACUACCUCCUGUACACCCUCAAUAAGCAGCAGCACUUCGGCCUCGCGCAGGGCAGGACACAGAAGGUGAAGGUGCUGACGGGCACAGGGAACGUUAACGUGACGAUGCUCAGCUAUCCGGCUGCUGCCUACGAAUUCCUGCGGGAUUUCCGGGCGGGACGCCUGG